Molecule: messenger RNA, 1316 nt
Organism: Capsaspora owczarzaki ATCC 30864
Lineage: Eukaryota; Filasterea; Ministeriida; Capsasporidae
Product: metal-dependent phosphohydrolase
Exons: 4
Coding region: 80-1228 (382 amino acids)
Source: RefSeq, a predicted model, not a curated record
GUCCUCUUGUAAACAUCACAUACAAAGACCCACACACACACAGCACUCGACUCGAUGCAGCACAGUUUGCGAUUCAAAAAUGAGCACAGUUCGCUUUGCGAGAUCGCUUCGGUUGCUGCGUGCACAAGAAGGAAGGAUACCACGAGGAGGGAUUUUGGCGGGAUUUGGCGGGAAAUCUCAAUCCGAACAAUACCCGGUCGUCGGAAGGACAAAGAGAGCAGUCCGCACCACUCCGACUGUCGGACUUGGCACAGGCACAUGCCUCAUCCUGGCAUUCUUGCACGGAUGGGGAUGCUGGGUCGGCGACGGCCGAGGAGGCCAUCGUUGCGGUCGUUACAAUACAGUCCCACGCCUCGGCCAACCUCACUUCACUCACAACGCCAUGCACACGACGCCGCGUACUCAAUCAGAAUGCACCAUGCCAUUACAAACACAACUUUGUGCAAAACCCACUCACUUGUUGCUUCCAUUGCUCCAAUUUGUGCUUUUUGAUUCUGCUUCCCAUAGUGACAAAUUUCCACCCAACUCAAGUAACCUCAAAACAAACUUUCGAAUGACAUCCAUCAUUUCAACUGCCGAGGCCUUUGUUCGCGAGCAAAUGCUUGGAAACGACGCGUCGCACGACUGGGCGCACGUUGAUCGCGUGCGCAACGUGGCCGUUCGCAUUGCGAAACGUGAGCAGGCUGCCAAUCCCGCAAUCGACCUCGAAAUUGUCGAGCUGGCUGGUAUUCUCCACGACGUUGGUGAUUUCAAGUACUCGGGCAGUGAAACCGCCGGAGAAGAAAUGGUCGUUGCCUUUUUGAAAGAUCAAGGGUAUGCUGCAGAUCGCGCAGAGCGUGUGGCAUACAUUGUGGGUAACCUUUCGUUUCGCAAGGAGCUUGGCAAGGGUGCUCAAGCCCACGCAGAACCGAUCGAGCUGCAAAUCGUGCAGGAUGCCGAUCGAUUGGAUGCGAUUGGUGCCAUCGGUGUCGCUCGCUGCUUGACGUUCGGUGGUGCGAAACACCGCACACUUCACGACCCGGCCAUCCCUGCGCUGGUGAACAUGACCAAAGAGCAAUAUAACGGGCUCAAGAACAAGGGCACCACGAUGAAUCACUUCCCAGAAAAAUUGCUCAAGCUCAAAGAUCUCAUGAAGACAAACACUGGCCGCGAAAUGGCUGUGACGCGUCAUGAAUUUAUGCUCCAGUUCCUCGAUCAAUUCUAUGCUGAAUGGAAUGGCGCAGUGUAACACGAACGAAAUUGUAGGCACUGAAUUCGGCUAUCCUUGGAUUAAACAUUGAGUGGACGAAAAGCGCAGCAUGCGCAAAAUCUCAAUU